This is a messenger RNA of Manis javanica (Malayan pangolin), 2451 nucleotides long. RefSeq names its product palmitoyl-protein thioesterase 1 (gene PPT1). Gene Ontology annotation, biological process: receptor-mediated endocytosis; nervous system development; protein depalmitoylation. Lineage: Eukaryota; Metazoa; Chordata; Mammalia; Pholidota; Manidae. Gene Ontology annotation, molecular function: palmitoyl-(protein) hydrolase activity. The record is from RefSeq and is a predicted model, not a curated record. Gene Ontology annotation, cellular component: lysosome.
CGCGGCCGGAGCGCAGUCACAUGACCGAGCCAAGAUGGCGUCGCCCAACUGCUUGUGGCUCCUGGCCCUCACCUUCUUGCCGGGGUCCUGCGCUGAAUGGGCACUGGAGCAUCUCGACCCUCAGGCGAAGCCGCUGCCACUGGUGAUCUGGCAUGGGAUGGGAGACAGCUGUUGUAAUCCCUUAAGCAUGGGGGCUGUGAAGAAAAUGGUGGGGAAGAAAAUACCUGGAAUUUACAUCUUAUCUUUGGAAAUUGGGAAGGACCAGGCAGAGGAUGUGGAGAACAGCUUCUUCUUGAAUGUCAAUUCCCAAGUAACAACAGUCUGUCAGAUUCUCGCUAAGGAUCCUAAACUGCAGCAGGGCUACAAUGCUAUGGGAUUUUCCCAGGGAGGCCAGUUUCUGAGGGCAGUGGCUCAGAGAUGCCCAUCACCUCCCAUGAUCAAUCUGAUCUCAAUUGGGGGACAGCAUCAAGGUAUUUUUGGACUCCCUCGGUGCCCAGGGGAGAGCUCUCACAUCUGUGACUUGAUCAGAAAAACACUGAAUGCUGGAGCUUACGCCAAAGCUGUUCAAGAACACCUGGUGCAAGCAGAAUAUUGGCAUGACCCCAUAAAGGAGGACGUGUACCGCAACCACAGCAUCUUCUUGGCAGAUGUUAAUCAGGAAAGAAGUGUCAACGAGUCCUAUAAGAAAAACCUGAUGGCCCUGAAGAAGUUUGUGAUGGUGAAGUUCCUCAAUGAUUCCAUUGUGGACCCUGUGGAUUCUGAGAAGUUUGCUGACCCCUUUGCUAUAGAGUUCAGCAUAAGGAUUUUCAGAGGGCUGGUGCUGAAUUCAAUUGUAGGAAGCAGAAAUUCUGAGGAAUUAGAGCUCUUUGGAAAGAUUCCUCAGGAUCUACCCUUAAAGAGUGGUUUGGAUUUUACCGAAGUGGCCAAGCCAAGGAAACCAUUCCUUUACAGGAGACCACUCUGUACACACAGGACCGCCUGGGGCUGAAGGAAAUGGACAAUGCAGGACAGCUAGUGUUCCUGGCAGCAGAAGGGGACCAUCUUCAACUGUCUGAAGAAUGGUUUUAUACCCACAUCAUACCCUUCCUUGAGUGAAACCCUUGUAGUUUGCAGCAGAGUUCAGGGAGUCCCUCAUGCUUCCAUACUAGUAGGGGAGAUGAUUCCCUUCACACCCAAGCCUGAGCUGAGAUCCAGUUUGCAACUAAUCCUACUCUCUAGUCAUCAUCUAAUAUGCCCUGCUCAGAUCUAAGAUAUGAAUCUUAUCUUUUGCCUCAUCCUGUCACCACAUAGUGUUGAAUGCAAAUUUAAUUAGUUAAUAACAAUGGAGACUGCUUUACAAUCCUUUGAUGUGGUCAACCUGUUUUAAGAAAUGGAGUCUGCUACAUUCCAGUGCCACAACUGUGGCCUGGCUCACAAAGACUGAACAAACUCUAUAGAGCAAUGAAAUAGACUAAGGGCAAACACUUUCUCAGGAAAGCCUCUCCACAUUUCAAGCCAAGAGGCCAGUACCCAGGCCUGAGGCAUUCACAUAAAUGCUCUGUUUUGGUGAUUUUACCAGUGCUUGGAGAAGUAUUGCUUGAAGUUUCUGCUAAUUUCUUGAGCUUGCCCUCCCCUCGUUGAGUGUGUUGUCUUCUGUGUUGUCUGGGCAGUUAGACAUACUCAGCUGGCCUGCCAUCUUGUCUCCUGUCCCAAGUAGCAGUAAGUUAGUUAAUCAUAAAAGGAGGAAAAGUAGCACCCAACUGGAUUGUUCAAGGUGGGGAAGUGUGCACCAUGCUUAACUUACACCUGGGGCCUAGGGUGGGGAUGAAGAAAAAUAUAUAAAUGGAAACGAAAGAUGACACAACUGAUUCUUCCCCUUCUGUCCUUGAUUAACCUAUUCUCUCUUACAUGACUACUGAGUGGUCUGGGUUCUAGAGUCACUCUCCUGCUGGUGUUAGCAGAGAAUGGGGGGUAAAAGGUGAAGAGAUCAGACUUUCAAACUGACAUCUCAAGAGUCUUAUUUGCCACUACACUCCAAACUAUUUUAGAUUAUUUCCAGUAGAAAAAGGAUUUGCUCAAAAAACUUGGUAAAUACUGCAUACCCCUUUUUUCGUCUUAGAGAUCAACCCACAUCAGAAUAUAUUAAGGACUCUGAGAAUUUCUGCUACGGUAAAGAAAACCUUAAGCUACCACUUCCCAACUACUUGAGCAUGGAUAUUUUAGUCACAUCCUGCCCAUGCUCUACCCCAUGAAAACCUAUCAAUACUUUUUGAAAAGACUAUUCUGAGAAUGCUAUUUUGGAGAAAUGAUUAGCUACUCUUGAGGAAACAUCCUCUUAGUGCUGCAAAGUUUACCCUUUAUGAUUUUUCCUUAUCUCAAGCUGCCUUUUUCAAGUAAAAGGAUUUAAGGCAGGCAGUAGGGAGAUGCCAAAGUAAUUUUAUGAGAUUGUCUAAAAUAAAGAGUAGUUUCUUA